Messenger RNA from Mycena citricolor, 2660 nucleotides. Lineage: Eukaryota; Fungi; Basidiomycota; Agaricomycetes; Agaricales; Mycenaceae. The record is from the annotation of a GenBank genome assembly.
CAUAAUUGCCUGUGAAAGUUCGUGCGUCCUGGCACGGGACCAUGCCCACGUUUCCAGGUACAGCCAUCUUCGGAACUGCCAUGUACGUAGGAAGAUAACAAACUCGCUCUCUCUAUCCUCCUCUCCAAUGCCGUUCCUGGCCUUUGAGGAUGUGAUCGACAACAUUGUAGAUGGGCUCUUCCUCGACAAAGUGGACGACGACGGGGUUUGGGAUGACACGAGGCUGCCUAAGAACUUCCUCGCACUCGCGCUUGUGUGCCGCGCAUUCGUGAAUCCUGUCCGACGCAAUCUGUACCGUGAUUUACACGUCGAAGGAGUCGAACGGUUCCUGCUGCUCACCGGCCAACUGCGCUUCUGCCCGCACCUCGCCAAGUUCGUGAGAAGCGCCGACCUCUACUCAACUUGCAGCCAAACAAGGUUGCUCGACGGGUAUCAGACGCACUUCAGUGUCACCGCUGCGUGGGAGCCCCGGUCACUGAGCGCUACAGCGUUUCGCUGGUUUCUCGAGGCAUGCCCACAACUCACAAUUGUCAGACUGUAUGGCGGUGACAUGGUCUGGGCGCUGUCUGUGCAGUCACCCCCGACGGUGAAGCUCACGGAAGUCCAUCUGACCGGGUGCAGACAAUGCGAAAACUGCAUGGGUAGUUUGCAGCGCGGAUGGCUGAAGAACAUCGUUGCGUUCCCAUGUCUGAAGGAAUUGGACAUCUCCGAGCUGUCCAUCGGCGGAGAAGGCGCAGAAGACAUCGCAUUCGCUCUUCCCGCCCGGUCGUCUCUAUGCACCGGCCUAUCGAUCUCGAAUAUCAACAAGCCUGUCGUUUGCGAUGGUCUCUCGGCACUCUUCCGUAGCAUGUCCGGCUUGAGAGAGCUAGUUCUUGAUGGCUUGGCUCCCAUGCGCCGAGGCCAGCUAAAGAAGUGCUUGGAUCUGCUCGCGAACACUCUCGAGCUUCUUACCAUCACCGACUACCAUUCACAAGAGGGCCGGCCUCGGCAUUGGGAGGAUUCUACGAUCGCUAGUCUCCAUCGGCUCAAGAUACUCAGUCUGAACGGUGUUCCGGUUACGCCGUCCAUUCUCGACAAGCUUCCGUCCCGCAUCGAACAUCUUCGAGUCUCAAGACUCUCGGUGAUUGCACUUCCAGUCCCGGUCGUCGGCGCGUGGCUGAGACGUGACCAUUUCCCAUUGAAAGAUGUGCUCAAGAAACUCGAAAUGAUUGGCGAGCUGCGAGCGAAUAGUGCCGCUCGAGGUCGGCCGGCUGCCCCAGGCCAAGUCGACGAACUCGCCCAUCUCUGCGAUCGCAUGGGGAUCGAAUGGAUACAUCGGCGAGAACGUCACUGUUGAUAAAUAACUGCGUGUUGUAUGUAGUUACCUGUACACUUCUUGUUGUUGUGUUGGACUUCUCUUCUUCUACGUGAACUUCCCCUCCUUCCAGCGACGUACGUGCGAUCCCAUCUCGACUGCGGCUAGGCCCCAAUCUUCGCCGUGAUUGUGACUGCCGGGGGCAAGACCCGCGCGCUGAAGCGCUUGCUCGUCCGUCAGCGCCGUGAGCACACCAAAGAUGACUGGCACGCCGGUGUCUAGCUGGACUUUCAUCAGCGCGUGCGAGACCGCGUCGCAGAUGUAUUCGAAGUGCAUCGUCGAGCCUUCAUGUUCGUAAGCACGGUCGUCAGGCAUGAAUUCUAGAGCUGCGCUAGGUCGCAUACCUUUGAUGAGCACCCCAAUGGCAAUCACGGCGUCAAACGGCUCGUUGGGCAUGGUCACGACACCGGCUGGUGCAGGUGUGCCGCUGCGCGACAACUGGGGGCUUCCCAUCGACAGUCCGCUCAGCAGAUCCGUCACAUUCGACGCGGCUUGGACGUGCGAUCCGGCGAUUACACUGCAGGGUCGGUAUGAAAGAGCUGGGUGACAAAAGAGCGAUCAUAUACAGACCGGGAGCAAGCUAACGGAAGUUCGAAGCUUCCGGGGACGGAUUGGACGAUGAUGUUGCUCUCCUUCACACCGCUCUCCUUGAGCUUGGAGAUCGCGCCAGCGAGGAGGGCGUCGAUGACUGCCGUGUUCCAGCGUGCAUGGACGAUGCAGACGCGCAACGUAGAGCCGUCGUACUUGACUGGAGACGCGGUGAGGCCUUUGAUGGUGUGGCUCAUGAUGGUGAUAAGUAUGAGAUGCCUUUUCGGGCGGUGAGGCCAAAUCGUAGCCAAACAGCCUGUCUGUGUUCCCUUACAUCCGGCCACUUGGACAGAUGACGUUUCGGACAUUCUCAAGAAGGAUGUGCUUACCCUCGUCAUCCAUUCCUGGUAGUAGCAGCUGGCGUAUUGCGUUCAGUCUUCUGCGGCCCCAAUUUCGACGACAUCGAAGAGAUACCGCAAAAGAUCGCCCACACUUUCGUUGGCAAUAUCGGUAGGAUCUAGCUCAAUCUUCUCCAGGUUCCCUCGGGAUGGUACUCUCCCUGCUGGCCCUUCCUGAAAUUCAUGAUUGCUAGCAGGACAUGAAGGUCGGAAGGUGCAACGAGCUGAGGGCGACACAUAGAUCAUCGUGUCCAGAUACUCUGCUAUUCCAUUCGCCUUCUGGAAGUGGCUCAGUGUCACCGAACUUCCUUUUCCGUCAAUAUUGCCAUUGCAGCUGAGCUGCGACAGACCCCUUCCUCUACGAACUGCUGUGCUUUCAA